UCCUGACCAUUCCCACAUUGAAACAUUGGUAAAUGUAACACUUCAAACUCUUAACUUUUUUUGUAAGUAUUUUUAGCAAUUUUAUGCAAUAUACAUUUGCAUUUUUUUAAAGAAAGGACAAAGAAGAAAAAAAAACCCCAGCACAACAACUACUGACUCCUCCUAGUAUCACACUGACCGGCAGAAACUGACACAUCUCAGCUUUUGCUCAGACUCUCACCGCAGUGGCCCUCUUUAGGUUUUAGUCAACAGAAAGGAUUGUGCGCUUCUGAAUGUGAGAUCUGGAUUUGAACACAAGCCUUUGCGCAUCAUUUAUAUGGGGAUAAAGUGUAGCCAUCAUGGGCUGGAUCCUGCACUCAUUGGCUCUUUUUAGUGGACUUGGUUAUGUGGCAGCAACUGAAGACUGUGGUACAUGCUAUCAGCUGAACAUGGGGGUUAUUAUCGCCAUAAUUACCUGUGAUAUAAUUCUUACACUACUCAUUACUAUCUCAGUCUACUGUUUUGCAUCACGGGAAAAAAAGAAGAACAGUUUGCGUCCACUCAAAGCAAAAUUUCGGCAGUCAUCAAGCAAACCAAAGGAGGUGGAAAUUACAGAGUCACCUUAUCAGGAACUCUAUGGAGUACAGUCGGAUAUUUACAAUGAUCUUCACCAGUAUCGGAAAUAAUGCUUCUACGGGUGAAAAGGUCUCAGAUGCUUAGCAGCAACAAUUUAUAAACUGGACAAAUGCUUCAAGAUUUAGACAUUCUUAGUUCUAUUACUUUGAAUUUUGAAAUUUUAAAAUAUAACAUUAUGAUUGUGUGGGUGUGUUUUUGAGUGUGUUAAUUAUUGCCUUAAUCUAAAUCUAUCAUGUAGCUAUAACACAUUUCUAUACUGUAUGUAUACCAUUGUUGCAUUGUUUGUAUACAAUAUCUUUUCAACAGAAUAAACACAUUUGUUGAUCGAAAA
This is a messenger RNA of Silurus meridionalis, 946 nucleotides long. Its product is annotated as transmembrane immune signaling adaptor TYROBP. Gene Ontology annotation, molecular function: signaling receptor binding. NCBI's taxonomy places the organism in Eukaryota, Metazoa, Chordata, Actinopteri, Siluriformes, Siluridae. The record is from RefSeq and is a predicted model, not a curated record. Gene Ontology annotation, biological process: positive regulation of macrophage fusion; positive regulation of microglial cell mediated cytotoxicity; positive regulation of natural killer cell activation. Gene Ontology annotation, cellular component: cell surface. The transcript has 5 exons. Bases 339 to 665 code for a protein of 108 amino acids.